CGGCCACGACCCGCCCGACCCCGCAGGGACCUCCGGCCGCGCCACGCCCACGUCCCGCUGUGCGGGAGUGACGCGCACAGCGGCGCCGGCGGAAAUCCCACACCGGGAUUUAAAGUGCGCUCCCGGCACACCCGGGGCGGCCGCGGGGUGGGGGCUCCCACAGGCGCUCCGGGCUGCGGCCACGUGCUUGGGACGCGCUGCCCUCGCUUUUGGAAGCCACAGGUCGGCCGCGGGGCUGCCAGAGGCUGCCAUAGGCUUCCCGGCAGCGGGAGGCGAGUAGCGGAGCGGGCCCGUGGCCCAGGGAACCGCGGCCUCCGGCGGCUCCGGGGCUCGGGUGCGGCGGCCCCGCUGCCGGCACUGCCCUCGCACCCGCUGUGCGCUGCUCGGCCUCUUCCUCUCUCUUUAGUGCCUCGCUUGGGUUUUAAACGGGGCACAUCCGUGUAGUUGUUCUGUCCGUGGUGUACGAGGUCUGUUGUUCGUACUCUGUGGCUUUGUAACGCAAGCUUUCUCACGCAGCUGUUUGGCUUCGCCCCAGCCGAGACAGUCUGUAGCAAUGGCUUCAGGAACAGUGCUGAUUUAUGAUGAGGAGAUGACCACUCACAAACUACUUUGGAGUGAUCCUGUUUGUGAUAUUGAAGUGCCAGAAAGACUUUCAUCCUCCUAUGAGCAGCUUAAAUGUUAUCACCUUGUGGAAAGAUGUGUCCAUGUGCCUGCCAGAGAAGGAAGCGAGGAGGAGAUCCUGUUGGUUCACAGUUCAGAGCACUUGAAAGUGGCAAAAAGCACUCAGACAAUGAAUGAGGAGGAGCUGAAAAGAGUCUCUGAAAAUUAUGAUGCUUUUUUCUUUCAUCCGAACACUUACCGCUGUGCCAGACUAGCAGUAGGAGCAACUUUGCAGCUGGUGGACUCUGUGAUGUCAGGAAAAGGGCGCAAUGGAAUGGCAUUAGUAAGACCUCCAGGUCACCACAGCCAGAGAAAUGCAGCUAAUGGGUUCUGUUUGUUCAACAAUGUUGCUAUUGCAGCAGAAUAUGCAAAACUGAAAUAUGGUCUACAGAGAAUCCUAAUUGUUGACUGGGAUGUGCAUCAUGGGCAAGGAACUCAGUAUAUAUUUGAAGAGGAUCCAAGUGUUUUGUACUUUUCCUGGCAUCGUUAUGAACAUCAGGAAUUCUGGCCAUCACUCAAAGAAUCUGAUUAUGAUGCUGUGGGUCUGGGAAAAGGAAAAGGUUUUAACAUAAAUUUGCCUUGGAAUAAGGUUGGGAUGGGAAAUUCAGAUUAUCUUGCUGCAUUUUUCCAUGUAUUGCUUCCAGUGGCUUUUGAGUUUGAUCCUGAACUGGCUAUUGUCUCCUCUGGAUAUGAUUCUGGAAUUGGAGACCCCGAAGGUCAGAUGAAUGCCACUCCUGAGGUUUUUGCCCACCUUACCCAUUUCCUGAUGCAAUUAGCUAAUGGAAAACUGUGUGUCAUCCUAGAGGGUGGAUACCACUUGAAAUCAUUGGCUGAAUCAGUCUGCAUGACUGUAAAAACUUUGCUUGGAGAUCCUGUACCUCAAAUAACGGGAGAAAUGGCACCUUGUCUAAGAGAGACCAGAGCUUGUUCAUUUUCAGUUGGAUAUUUUGGUUUUGCUUUUUUGUUGAGGUAAGUUAUGUUUCCUCUGUUUUCAUUAUUCCUGAUUCUGUUAAUCCGGUUUCUU
Messenger RNA from Pipra filicauda (Wire-tailed manakin), 1684 nucleotides. It is a transcript of the gene HDAC10, whose product is annotated as histone deacetylase 10. The transcript is spliced from 13 exons. The record is from RefSeq and is a predicted model, not a curated record. Bases 554 to 1633 code for a protein of 359 amino acids. Gene Ontology annotation, molecular function: histone deacetylase activity. Gene Ontology annotation, cellular component: histone deacetylase complex. NCBI's taxonomy places the organism in Eukaryota, Metazoa, Chordata, Aves, Passeriformes, Pipridae. Gene Ontology annotation, biological process: chromatin organization.